This is a messenger RNA of Ochotona princeps (American pika), 634 nucleotides long. It is a transcript of the gene FABP12, whose product is annotated as fatty acid binding protein 12. Lineage: Eukaryota; Metazoa; Chordata; Mammalia; Lagomorpha; Ochotonidae. The coding region runs from base 153 to 551 and encodes 132 amino acids. Gene Ontology annotation, molecular function: fatty acid binding. The record is from RefSeq and is a predicted model, not a curated record. Gene Ontology annotation, biological process: fatty acid transport. Gene Ontology annotation, cellular component: cytosol; nucleus. The transcript has 5 exons.
CAGACCCAGACAGACCCAGAAACAGUCCAUCCACCGUAAGAUCGAAACUGCAUCUUGGAUUAAUCCUGAGCAAGGCCAGAAAUCAAAAGGGCAUACCAACAGCACAUGCAUAUGAAAUUCCUUUUCUUUGGGAACAACUCAUCUCAGACAAGAUGGUGGACCAACUGCAAGGAACAUGGAAGUCUGUUUCUUGUGAAAAUUUUCAAGAAUACAUGAAAGAACUGGGAAUUGGAAAAGCCAGUAGGAAACUGGGCUCUCUGGCAAAACCCACUGUGACCAUCAGCACAGAUGGGGAUGUGAUCACUAUAAAAACCAAAAGCAUCUUUAAAAACAAUAAGAUCUCCUUUAAACUGGGAGAAGAGUUUGAAGAAACUACCCCAGGUGGCCGUAAAACCAAGAGUACAGUAACCUUGGAUAAUGAUGCCAUGAUCCACAUUCAGGACUGGGGAGACAAGGAAACCACCAUCAGAAGAAAAUUGGUGGAUGGGAGGAUGGUGGUGGAAAGUGCUGUGAACAACGUCAUUUGCACUCGGACGUAUGAGAGAGUUUAAAAGCACUCUCAGGUCUCAAGCGCUCCCAUACUGUGAUCCAAACUGCGCAGGUUGUCAAAAUAAAACUCUGAUGUGAAACGUGA